Anolis sagrei ordinatus is the source of this 1514-nucleotide messenger RNA. RefSeq names its product transcription elongation factor A N-terminal and central domain containing (gene TCEANC). Gene Ontology annotation, biological process: DNA-templated transcription. NCBI's taxonomy places the organism in Eukaryota, Metazoa, Chordata, Lepidosauria, Squamata, Anolidae. The record is from RefSeq and is a predicted model, not a curated record. Gene Ontology annotation, cellular component: nucleus.
AGGUUCUUUCCAACUCAGGCAUGCGUGGUAGGAGCCCGAGCAGGAGAGGGGCGGGGCCACGGAGGGUGAGCUGAAAGGCCUCCUUAGGAAGGAUAAGAUGUUACAGAAAAAGCAAGUUGUGCAGACAAAUCCAGGCCCUGGGCCUCCCCUCCAAAAACAAAGCAACAAAAGUAAUAAAGCAAGAUGUGAUUAUGCUAACUCUGGCCCAGCUUACUUGUCUGAAUGCAUCUUCUGCUACGUCCCGCCUUGCAGUUUAAGAUCAUCUGGGGAGACCCUGCUCUCGCUCCCGCCAGCGUCACAAAUAUGUCUGGUGGGGAUGAGAGACAGGACCUUCUUGGCUGUAGCUCUCCACCUGUGGAACUCGCUUCCCAACGAGGAUUUGAAAUGUCUAAUACAAAAGUCCUCACAUCUAGAGCUGACUGUAUAGAGAAGCUACUGUCAGAAAGAAAAUACCAAGAUAUUGGGAUUCAUCUUACAUAUCUUGAAACGAUUGAUAUCACUAUAGAUGACUUGCAAGAGACUGAUGUGGCCAAAGCUGUGUUCAGAGUCUUCAAGAAUUGUCCCUCCGUGGUCCUGAAAAAGAAGGCAAAGCACUUGCUCUCAAAGUGGAAAGCAGUUUAUAAAAAGCAUUGCAGUCCAUCAGUACAACUUCAUUUGGGGUUAUCUGAAAAUGCAAAUGAGGAUUCAGAUCAUCUUCAAGUAGUCUCUGAAGAUAUAAACCCUUUGGGAAAAUUGAACCAGCAGGAAAAAUUGUGUCCUGCCAGUCCCAGUCUGGCAUCAGAAAGCCCUUCAAGUAAUGCUGGAAGUUGUGUGCAGAAAGAUAAUACAACGGAACCAGAUCUGGGAAACGCCAAUUCUAUUAGUGAAACAGGCCAACAGUAUAGUCCCAUUGUGGCUGUGAGGGCGAAAUGCACACAACUUCUUUAUGAAGCAUUGACUGAUUCCUCAACAAGUAAUGAAGAAAUUGCAAAGCACCACAAAACAGCUGAAGAAAUUGAACAACACAUUUUUGCACUUCAUGCUAACAAUGAUAAAAAGUACAAAAAUUGCAUCCGGAGCAAAGUUUCCAACUUGAAAAAUCCAAAAAAUUCUCACUUAAAACAUAGCCUGCAUAUUGGAGUUCUCACUCCUCAGACAUUUGCUAGUAUGUCUGCAGUGGAAAUGGCACAUGAUGAACUAAAGCAGCUUCGGGCUUCGUAUACAAAAUCAGCUGUUCAGGAACACCAGCUUCCCCAGAAGAUCAAUGGUACACUUACAAAUAAAAUAAAAUGUCGGCGCUGUGAAAAAUUUAAUUGCACUGUGACUGUGAUAGCCAGGGGAGCUCUUUUCCUUCCUGGUUGGGUACGAAGCACAGAUCCAGAUGAGCAAAUGAUGACUUACGCAAUAUGUAAUGAAUGUGGGGAGCAGUGGUACCACAGCAGGUGGAAUUGUUUAUGAUUGUAUAUCUUGUAAUGAUGAUGUCUUCAGAGAAUAAUAUAUGGAAUUAUUAAAAGGCAAUUAACUGAAUAAGAAAA